Molecule: messenger RNA, 831 nt
Organism: Symsagittifera roscoffensis
Lineage: Eukaryota; Metazoa; Xenacoelomorpha; Acoela; Convolutidae
Exons: 1
Coding region: 1-831 (276 amino acids)
Source: RefSeq, a predicted model, not a curated record
AUGUCGACUUCAACGCCUAAGAAUAAGUCAUCGGCUAGGAGCGACUCUCGAGGCAGUGAACAAAGAAACAUGCGAGACUCGCCAUAUAUGGCAUCUAGUUCGUCAUCGUCGCAGACAGCCGAACAUCAUGAGACGCCACUUGGGCAGAAGUAUUCGGCGAAGGGAGGAUACUCGUCUACAGAAGCACGAGUCAAUAGUCGAUCGACGAAUGAAAUCAGCUCGACGAGGAGUAGUUCUAGUGCAAACGAACCACACUCUGAUGGAACUCGAAUUUCCAGACCCAGACGCCGGAGGUCAAUUUUUGGAUCAAAUCAAACGGAAGCAAGUUUCGAUUUCUCGGGUUUCCUGAAUUUGGACUCAAAUGACUCUGAUUCUGUGUUUAGAGGUCACCGAAGUUACGACGAAUCUCUUUUCAUUCAGACAGACCUGAAAAAAGAUCGAAAAGACUUCUUUGAAAGUGCCUCAAGUCAAGAGAAGAGCAUAACUUUUGAAAAAGAUAGAGCCAACAGUGGCUCAGUAGAAAGCGUAAUUCGACAUCCUUCUUAUUUUAGUGACUCGGAGAACAGUUUGAAAAACGGUAGCCCGACUAAAGACGCUUCAGUAUCUAAUAGCGAGUCGCUGACAUCUGUUUUCGCAGGUGAGGUUACAGACAUAAUUGAAGGGGAGUUGGGUUCUGAAGAAAGGCCUAAAAGCAGUGUCGAAACUCAAACUGAGGCAUCCUAUAUCAGGACGAGGUCUACCGAACCCGAGGUUAUUGCAUGUGCAGAUUGUUGUUCUAAGUGCUCAAUGAAGUCAGCAACUAACACAACUGUAAUCAGUAUGAAAACUUAA